Messenger RNA from Camelina sativa (false flax), 1006 nucleotides. RefSeq lists its product as uncharacterized. The record is from RefSeq and is a predicted model, not a curated record. Lineage: Eukaryota; Viridiplantae; Streptophyta; Magnoliopsida; Brassicales; Brassicaceae.
GAGAGAGAGAGACCACGCACGCAACGUUGGCCGAAUUGGCUAACGAAUCGAAAGAAACGAACAAUAGAUGUUUCGUCGUCGCUGCAAAGUUUUGUUCAUGCGAAAAUAUUCCAUCUCGCAGAUUUUGUCAUGUUUGUGAGAGAUUGAUCCUGCUGCAUCUCGUGGGGUGAUUCUCCGAUGCUUUCUUUGAGGUUUUGCAAAGAAGUGAAGUGGAGAUUAGGCGAUGAUAACGAGAUCGAAUCUAGCAGAACAGCUGAGGGAAUAUCAGAUUAGAUCAAAGCAUGAUUGGGCCUCCGUUUCUUUCUUCUCUUCUACCUCCAAUUUCUCUUCAUCCAGGGUCGAUGUCGUAGUCUUUGUCAUAUGGGAGCUAGUGAUCUUAGCGUUCCUGGUGUUUUCAGCUGUAUCCUUGUACUUCAGGCGGUUGCAACUCGCAUUCAUCCUGGGUUGUGUCACCUUACUAUUGCUUGUUUGUAUGAAAUUCACAAAGCAAGUGAGACAAGCCAGGAAAAAGAAGCGAAGGAUGCUUCUUCCUCUCUCUAUGUAAAGACCAAUACCACUGAGCAGUUGCAAACCUUUUUUAUCUUCUCACGCAACUAAACCCAACUCUUUCCUGGCAUGAGCAUUGUGCCCAUAUGCAUUGAUGACGAUGACAGCAAAGCUCAGACUGACUCUGGGACACAUUGCUUUUGUUGUCCUUUGAAGAAUCGACCUGACUUGAGAUAUAAAACCUGGGAAUGCAAUUUCAGGGCUUAGGUUAGACAAAUCAGAACAAAAGUGGUUGUAAAGGUUGUUUUCCUGUAUAAAGUAGUAUGGGAGGUUGCAUUAUUUUUGCUAGGCACGAUCACGGAAGAUGUUUUUCUUUUUUGUUUCACUCUCGAGCGUUUUGUGACUAAAGAAAUAUACACUUUUCCAUAUAUCUAUGUUACACUUAAUACCAUGGUGAAGUUCUUUAGAUUUUGUUGGCUGUAAAAGUUUUCUUUUUUUUUGAAUAAAUGGUUUGCAGGAU